Messenger RNA from Rubroshorea leprosula, 1498 nucleotides. NCBI's taxonomy places the organism in Eukaryota, Viridiplantae, Streptophyta, Magnoliopsida, Malvales, Dipterocarpaceae. The record is from the annotation of a GenBank genome assembly.
UCUUCCCCUUCUUCACCGUCGGCUAACCGCCAUACCAGAGAUAUUCGACGGAGAAGAAGAGGCAAAACUCCGGUCUCCAGCCAUGGACUUGGAAUCAAAUUACGAAGUCACUCGCACAGCGGAGUUCAUUCUUAGCCGGAACUUCACCAGAGUGGCUUUGCAGUUCCCAGAUGAGUUAUUGAAGGAUUCGACAAAAGUCGUGGGUGCUCUGAGGAGCAGACUUCGAUCACUCAGAGAAACUAAUGGCGAACAUAAACAAAUUGGAUUGUUUGUCAUGGCUGACACAACAUACGGCAGCUGUUGCAUCGACGAGGUCGGAGCAUCCCAUGUUAACGCCGACUGCGUAAUACAUUAUGGACAUACGUGUCUUAGCCCGACAACAACUCUUCCAGCAUUUUAUGUCUUUGGGAAAGCUUCAAUCAGUAUAUCCAGUUGUCUUGAGAAUUUAUUAAAUCACACUUUGACUAAUGAGAAGCCCAUUCUGGUUCUGUAUGGGCUGGAGUAUGCACAUGCAAUUCCACAUAUUAAAGAAGAAUUGGUUGAAUCAUCAAGAUCAUAUGGUCCUAAAUCCAAAGUGGAUAUUCAAUUCGCUGAUGUUAUGUGUUCAAUGAGAAAUCCAUCAGAAGACCAUAGGAACUCCAAUGGACUCCUGGGAAUUUUAGGUAGUUAUACUUCUAAUGAUGGUUCAGCAGCUGCAGCUGAUACUAGAUAUAGCAUUGGAGGCUUGAUCUGGGAUAUACCUGAAGAACAUAAAAUGGAGGAUUACCAGCUUUUCUGGAUUGGUCCUGAGAAUUCAGCUUUUGCCAAUGUUGUAUUGACAUUCAAUAACUGUGAAAUAGCCAGAUAUGAUGCAAUGGAGGAUCAUUUGGUAACAGAUGUUUCUCAACAGAAAAGAAUUCUCAAGCGUAGAUAUUACCUAGUGGAGAAAGCAAAAGAUGCUAGCAUUGUUGGGAUUUUGGUAGGAACUCUUGGUGUAGCUGGUUAUCUUCACAUGAUUCAUCAAAUGAAGGAAUUGAUUGCAGCUGCAGGGAAAAAGGCCUAUGUCCUUGUCAUGGGAAGACCCAAUCCUGCCAAACUUGCAAACUUUCCUGAGUGUGAUGUCUUCAUCUAUGUCUCCUGUGCCCAAACCGCUCUUUUGGAUAGCAAAGAGUUCUUAGCUCCAGUUAUUACUCCAUUUGAAGCCACACUAGCUUUCAACAGGGGAAGUCAAUGGACAGGAGCUUAUGUGAUGGAAUUUCAAGAUUUGAUCAACUCUGCUCCUAUGGAGGUGGGAGAUCAACCAAAUGAAGCACGUUUUUCCUUCCUUAAAGGUGGAUAUGUCGAAGACUUUGAUGUGCAAGGAAACUUAUGGGAAAAACAUGAGGGCACUUGUCCAUUCCUUUAGAAGUAAUGCUAAAAGAACAUGAUUACUACCAGCUCAGUCCAUCUAUGCUAAUUUCUAAAAGGGUUAAUAUGAAUGUCCUCUUGUUUUUUGCAUGAAUAACAAUCUUAGUGAUGC